AUGUCGACCCCUGUGAGCCCGGUCGGGACCCAGCUGCCGCACCGUACCACGACGGUGCAAAGCGCCGCGACAACCACCACCAAUGGAGGCGCCUCGGUGAGCGACGAUGAGAGCCUUAUCGGCGAGGACACGAGCGAGACAACGCGCCUGCUGCUCGAGCGCCUCCAGGCAUGGAAGCACAUGUGCGGCUACCUCGAGGAAUACGUGGAGGCGACAGCCAAAAUCCAAAAGUCGCAGUCGAAGGAUUACGAGAAAGUGUUGAAGACAGUCAGCAACCCCCUUCGCGAAGGCCACCAUUUCGACCAGGGCCUCGGAGGUGUCGCGGGCAUCUUUGAGAGUCUGCGCAAUAACACCAAGGGAAUUUCGAACCUGUAUCUCGAAACGGAGAAGAAUCUGAAAGGCAGCGUCCUUCCCACCCUUGAGCGUCUGCACAAAGAGAUCAAGAGCAAAGCCAAGGAAGUGCAGUCGGGCGCCGCCAAAAGCUCCAAGGCCGUCGACAAGGCCAGGGCCGCCACCCAGAAGCACAUCGAGCUGCUCGGGCAGUAUGCUGCAGCGCAAGCCUCGGCCGCUGGCACCAAGAUCGAGCCAUCGAACGACCCGUACGUGCUGCGAAGGGGGGUCAACCACCGGUUGAAUAAGCAGAUUAUCGAGGAGAACAACAACCGCCAGGAUACGAUCGCGGUGCAGAACUCGUUCCAGGAAUUCGAGGCGCACAUCCUCCAGACGGUCCAGCAAGCGAUGAGCUCGUUUUUCCAGUUCAUGGGCGGCCAGCUGGAUCGCCAGCGAGCCAUGUACGGGGACAUCGUCAGCAGCGCCCAGAACAUUCCCCCCGACUACGAAUGGACCCGCUUCAUUAAGCGGAACGAUGGCAUUCUCAUCGAUCCGGAUGCACCGCCGCGGUCGAUGUCCAACGUUUCCUACCCGAACCAGGAUCACCCUUCAACGAAGCCUUUGAUCGAAGGAACGCUCGAACGGAAGUCGCGCGCCAUCGUGAAGGGAUACAACACCGGGUACUACGUCGUCACGCCGGCGCGGUACCUGCACGAGUUCAAGGACGACGACGACUUCAACAAAGAUCCCACGCCGGAGCUGUCGCUGUAUCUGCCUGAGUGCGUGAUCGGCGGGAUUGACGGCGUCAAAUUCAGCCUGAAGGGAAAGGACGUGUCUGGCGGCAAGGUUGGCAAUGCGUUCCACACGACGACGGAGCUCAACUUCAAGGCGCACACGCCGGCGGACGCGGAGAAGUGGUGGAACGUGAUCAAGGAAGUGAUCAGUGGAGGAGAGAAGACCGUCACCAGUCCCGUCUCGCCGCUGAGUCCGAGCACGACAGCUACGCCAGCCGGGAGCAGGAACGUCAGCGGUGUGCAGCAGCCCCCAGCUGACAUCAAGGCAAGAACUGAUGCAGAGAAAGCAGACGGAUCGGGUCUGAACCGGAGUGCCAGCACUGCAGGUCAUUUCCAUACUUCCCCUGGAGGGAGCAAAGUUGACAAAUAA
This is a messenger RNA of Rasamsonia emersonii CBS 393.64, 1494 nucleotides long. Its product is annotated as PH domain protein. The transcript is spliced from 4 exons. The record is from RefSeq and is a predicted model, not a curated record. The coding region runs from base 1 to 1494 and encodes 497 amino acids. Lineage: Eukaryota; Fungi; Ascomycota; Eurotiomycetes; Eurotiales; Trichocomaceae.